This is a messenger RNA of Lycium ferocissimum, 681 nucleotides long. RefSeq lists its product as uncharacterized. The transcript has a single exon. Bases 1 to 681 code for a protein of 226 amino acids. The record is from RefSeq and is a predicted model, not a curated record. NCBI's taxonomy places the organism in Eukaryota, Viridiplantae, Streptophyta, Magnoliopsida, Solanales, Solanaceae.
AUGAGGAGUAGUGUGUUGACUUGCGUAUCUGCUAAGAACAAACUAGGGCUUAUUGAUGGUAGGAACAACAAACCAAUAGAUGACUCUCCAUACUUUCCCUAUUGGGAAAGAUAUAAUGACAUGGUGAAAGCUUGGAUAACCCACUCUGUCUCUGGGGAAAUAGCCACUAAUGUAGAAUGUAUGAAAACUGCUAAAGAAGUUUUGGAGGAUAUCAACCAAAGAUUUAGAAACUCUAAUGGUUCUAACUAUAUUCAUAUUCAAAGGAAAAUUGCCUCCACAAGUCAGGGCUCCUCUAGUAUAGCCACUUACAUCACCAAUCUUAGAAACUUGUGGGAUGAACUUAAUUGUGCAUAUUUUGGGCCAGUAUGCACAUGUGGUGCUUUGUCCAAGUUCAGAGAGGACCAACAAAUUUUUCAAUUUCUAAAUGGUCUGAAUGAUUCUUUCUCCAAUGUCAAGAGCAACAUCUUGUUGAUGAAUCCACUUCCUUCCAUAAGUAAGUCAUAUUCCCUCUUACAGCAAGAUAAGAGUCAAAGAGAAAUCCCUUCCUCUAACCGAAGUUUUUCAAGUGACUCCGCUACUUUCCUAAGUUCUGGACCCUACAACAAUCUUAACAAAUUCACUAAAAAUGUGAAUUUUGAACCAAGAAGGGGUGUAGGAUGUUACACCUUGGGAAUUUCGUGA